Messenger RNA from Staurois parvus, 449 nucleotides. Lineage: Eukaryota; Metazoa; Chordata; Amphibia; Anura; Ranidae. The record is from the annotation of a GenBank genome assembly.
UGCACUGGGCACCCGGCUGUCAGUCAUCUCCUGUAGUACGUCUGCAGUCUCUGGUCAUCUCCUGUACUAUGUCUGCAGUCUCUGGUCAUCUCCUGUUUUAUGUCCGCAGUCUCUGGCCAUCUCCUGUACUAUAUACACAGUCUCUGGUCAUCUCCUGUACUAUGUCUGCAGUCUCUGGUCAUCUCCUGUACUAUAUACACAAUCUCUGGUCAUCUCCUUGUCUGCGAAUUUCCAAGACAUCCUGUACAGUGUCUGCUGUCUCUGGUCAUCUCCUGUACUGUGUCCGCUGUCUCUGGUCAUCUCCUGUACUGUGUCCGCAGUCUCUGGUCAUCUCAUGUACUAUAUACACAGUCUCUGGUCAUCUCCUGUACUGUCGGCAGUCUCUGGUCAUCUCCUGUACUAUGUCCGCAGUCUCUGGUCAUUCCUGUACUGUGUCUGUAGUCCACUGG